This is a messenger RNA of Nematolebias whitei (Rio pearlfish), 1207 nucleotides long. RefSeq names its product fibrous sheath CABYR-binding protein. Bases 11 to 1207 code for a protein of 398 amino acids. The transcript is spliced from 10 exons. Lineage: Eukaryota; Metazoa; Chordata; Actinopteri; Cyprinodontiformes; Rivulidae. The record is from RefSeq and is a predicted model, not a curated record.
ACAAAACAAGAUGCCCAGCAAGAGGAAGAAGAACAAGCGUCGCAUGAGGAGGGUGCAGGCCCUGAGGAGAGCUCUUGAGGAUCAGCAUGCAGCUAAUCCACCAAUCAAAUCAGGACCUGGGAUUGCAGCAAGUACACCCCCAACAGCUCCCAAGAAAGCAGCGAAAACUGCUGCACCGAGAAAGACCCCACAUACUGGUCCUGUUCCUGCCCCAGUUGAGCAGAUCCCCAAGGAACCAGAGUUGAUUGUGAAAGAACCAGUUCAUGUAGAAGUGGCAAAACCAAAUGUAGAGCUUUUGGAGCAGGCUCCUGCAGAGGUGAAGGCUGACUCCCAUGCUGAAGUUGAGGUUGGAGCCCCUGCAGACUUUGAGAUUGAAGCCCGAGUCCGCCUCUCUGAAGAGCCCCCAGUUGAAUGGACUCCACCAGUGGGGCCCUCUACAGGUCAAGCCGAUUUAAGACAGGAAGCCCAAUUUAUUGUGCCCCAAACUGUGCCAGUAACUGAGGUUGAAUGUCCACAUGAGGCUCCAGGAGGGCUUCCUGCAGUGACUGAAACUCAGACGGUGGAAGCCAUUGCAACAGAAACGGAGGCUGAACAGACACCUGAGGUCUGUGAGCCAGAGAUGGAGAAGGAAGCCGAGACUGAGGUUAGGGUGGAAGUGGAGGAGGAUGUCACAGAUUUCUCCGUAGCAGAGACUGAAAAUGAAGCCACUAAAGAACCAGCAGCAGAAGACUUCAGUAAACAAGUUUCUGCAGAAACUGAAACCGAGGUGGUCACAGAGACACCAAAACCCGAGCCGAGGACUGAGUCAGUGAGUUCAGCUCAGGAGGGAGAGGGGAAAGUGGAAGCAGACGUGUCGGCUAAAGAAGACGAAGCUGCAGUUUGUGCUGAGCCUGGAACAUCUGCAGGGGAUGCUGCUGUCCAGGCUUUGGAGAUACCAGAGGUGAAGGAUACCAUCCUGGAGCCUCUGGUUGGAAAAGCUGAGGUCAAUUUUAAUGAAGCCGGAGAGGUUGUUGCAGAAUCACUGGUCUCUGACGAUGUUGUCUCAGAAUCUGCGUCAGGCAUUGAUGAUGCGAUCACGACCUCUUCUGUCAUCCAGCAGGGAACCAUGGCCAUGAGUGGCAACGUUAUAACCCAGACAGAGUCUAUACCUGGGACUCCUGCAGUCUCUGCUGCUGUUGCUGCAGAGGACGUGCUUACUGUAAAGUGA